AAAGGGGCAGGAGUGAGGUAUAAAAAAAACAAGUCAGCGCAUCCCACCAUGGCCAUACACUUCUUAAGAAGAUGAUUAUAGUCUCUGUCUCAACUGUACUUAGGCAGAUCCUCUCUCAAUCUCUAUCUUGAACAUGAGAGCCCAAUUCCGUGGAGUUCUCACCUUGGCGCUCAUGGUCGCUGUGUGCGCAUUGCUCUAUGUGCUCCUGUAUGGACAAAUCUCUGAUCAUAGCAUCAGCUAUUUUCAAAAACUACAACUAGCUCCUCGGGGAGGGCGUCUCUGCGAAACGAAUUGUCCUUGUAAAAAUACGACAGGAGAUGUUUUUACGGCUGGAUCCGGGUCUGCACACAAGGAGACCCCCAUGCUCCGGCUGCAAAAAAAGGACUUCAAGCAAUAUCCCAUCUGGGCUUCUGAGGAUGUUUAUGUCCGGGACAAGCAAAAGAGGCAGAUGACCUGUCCCCAGUCUCUGAGGAACUCCCAGAACACAGGCUUCAAGCAGGCCUUUAUACCAGACAUCCAGAUGUACCUCCACGGAGAACUACUCAACGUGUCAGAGUGGAACAGACUAGCCUACUUCAAUAACCCCUUUGGCUUUAUGGACUACACUAACUACACAGAUAAAGGGGUGGUGGAUCUGAUUCCCAAGCCCAGAGAGCCCCUGCUCUUGCCACGGGGAAACCCUGGGUGUAUACGCUGUGCUGUGGUGGCAACAGGAGGAAUCCUCAACGGCUCUAGGAUGGGCAAGGAGAUAGAUGCUCAUGACUAUGUGUUCCGGAUGAAUGGUGCCGUAACCAAUGGUUACGAGGAGGAUGUAGGCAACAGAACCUCGGUCUACGUUCACACCGCCCACUCCAUCACCCAGUCUCUUCUCAUAUUCAAGAAAUACGGCUACAACAGUGCACCGCAUGACAAGGGUAUAAAGUAUGUGCUGAUUCCAGAGGGGCUGAGGGAUUUCCAGUGGCUAAAGGGUCUAUUGGGGAGGACAACUGUCUCUGAUGGACCCUACAGGAACAGACGACCGUGGAUGCAAUACUCAGGAGAGUUUGAUGAGAACCGCUUCUAUGUUCUUCACCCUGACUUCCUCAGAUACGCCCGUAACAGGUUCAUGUGGUCCCAGGCGCUGAAGGGUUCUUAUUGGGCUAUAUGCAGACCUACUAACGGAGCAUUCACACUCUUCCUGGCCCUGCACACCUGUGAUGUGGUGGAUGCGUAUGGAUUCAUCACUGAGGACCACAGUAAAUAUCCUAACUACUAUGCUGAGAGACACUCUAAAACCAGAGUCAUCUUCUACGCUAAUCACGACUACAACCUAGAGAUCAAGACCUGGAAGAAACUACAUGACACCAAGAUCAUCAGGCUUUAUCAGAGACAGGAGAGCCCAGAGAGAAAGACAGGAAAGCCAACAGGACCAUAAAACCCUGUCUGACUGCAGAGAUGAGCAAAGAUACAUUGACAUGUCAUGUAUCUUGUUACAAAAUAAACUAAAGACCAAUGCAUUUAUAUCAGAAUAAACAACAAAAUACUGGUGCCAAGAAAUGUAUUUACUUCAAAUGCAUGUAUUGUCCAUCCCAUGCCACCAGGGGCAACAGUGAAAGCUGUUACCUUCAAGUAGGUUUAAGUUUUUAUCGGCGUUGUGGACGGGGAUGGCGAAUAGGUAUCUGCCUCAGGUGCCAAAGGUAGCACGCUCGAAUCCAGCAAUUGAAAGUUGUUUUUUAGAUUUUUGUUUUAAGCCUAUCCCAAACCUUCACUCAUACCUUAACCAUUUGAAGUUCAUGCCUAACCUUACAAUUUCAGAGUUAAUGCCUAAACUUAAUUCUAACAUUCAAAUCAAAUCAAAUCCAAUUUUAUUUGUCACAUACACAUGGUUAGCAGAUGUUAAUGCGAGUGUAGCGAAAUGCUUGUGCUUCUAGUU
Messenger RNA from Oncorhynchus gorbuscha (pink salmon), 1912 nucleotides. RefSeq names its product alpha-N-acetylgalactosaminide alpha-2,6-sialyltransferase 1-like. The transcript has 9 exons. Gene Ontology annotation, molecular function: sialyltransferase activity. Bases 134 to 1414 code for a protein of 426 amino acids. The record is from RefSeq and is a predicted model, not a curated record. Lineage: Eukaryota; Metazoa; Chordata; Actinopteri; Salmoniformes; Salmonidae.